Messenger RNA from Somion occarium, 491 nucleotides. The record is from the annotation of a GenBank genome assembly. Lineage: Eukaryota; Fungi; Basidiomycota; Agaricomycetes; Polyporales; Cerrenaceae.
AAGCCAGCCGCCAAUUACCCCUUAACUGUCAACUCCAUCCACUUGUUCCAUACCCGAUUUUAAGUAUCUCACGUUGUUUCUCUUUGUUCCUCUACCCACAAGCCCCGUAGAAAUUAGAAUGGCCGACAAACUCCAUGAAGGACAAGAUGUUUCGUGGCGUUGGGGAAGAAGCAACGUAGAAGGAAAGGUUGCAGAGAUAAUAGAAGAAGGCAAAGCUGAAGUGAAAAGUAACAAAGGAAACACAAUCACUCGCAAUGCUCGCGAGGGUGACCCCGCAGUCAAGAUCAGUCGUAGUGGCAAUGACGUAGUGAAGCUCGCCCAUGAACUCAACGAGGUUCAAGGGGCACAAGAAGACUGAUGUUUUUUCUUCCCUCUCUACCCUCUCAUGGAUUGCGACCAGCGUCUAAUAUUCUCUGCGAUAUCGAUACUAGUACCUAAGAUUGUAUUGCCUUCAUAAUACUGUGCGCAUUACAGUUCUUUUGCCGCUGGUC